Molecule: messenger RNA, 1409 nt
Organism: Lepisosteus oculatus (spotted gar)
Lineage: Eukaryota; Metazoa; Chordata; Actinopteri; Semionotiformes; Lepisosteidae
Source: RefSeq, a predicted model, not a curated record
GAUUGAUUGAAUCCUGUUCAUAUUCAUAACACGUUCAGGUGGGUACCUGCAUAUUCAUAACGAUCCAACUUCAAAGCACUCUUGCAAAAUGGACAUCACCUGCCAGCGUUUCCUGGGACCGUGGCAACCUGGCCAGCGAUUGUGACGUGUCCGGCGGCAGCGGCGUGAGCCUGCGGCCGCCAGCAGAAACGACACAUUGUUCCUGGGCGACUGCGCGGCGGCGGGCGAUCGCAGGACUCAUGAACGAGCGCGAGAAGACAAGCCCCUCCUCUUCGUCUCCAGGGCCCCGGAGAGGAGGCAGGAGGAAGAGGAGGGCAGUCUCGGACUCCAGGGAGAGACCCAGGAAGCGAGCCCGUGUCCAGCCUGGACCGCAGAGGGAGAGGAGGAGGAGGAGAGAAGGAUCCCCUGAGGAGAGAGAGAGGGAGCCCCCCUCCAGGAGGGGGCGGAAGAGGGCGGCUGUGGAGGAAGAGCAGCCCCUGAGGAAGAGGAGGAGGGAGGAGGGGCCGGCAGAGGUCACGCAGGCCGGAAGAGCGCUCUUCCCGAGGAGCCUCCCACAGGAACAGGGGGAGCCCAGUUCUGGCCCCUCUACUUCCACAGCCCCCCAUGCCAAACGCCCAUGUGGCAAAGCCUGCCUCGAGAAGCAGUACAAGAAGGGAGCCUUGCUGGGCCAGGGCGGGUUCGGCUCGGUCUACGCCGGAGUCCGGAAGGCAGACGGGUUGCCGGUGGCCAUGAAGUACGUCCUGAAAUCAAAGGUUGAAGAACAUCUGGAAAUUCCCGGGGAGCCCCAGCCGCUGCCCCUGGAAGUGGCACUGAUGAAGCUGGUGGGCGUGGCGCCCCGCUGCCCCCACAUCCUGCAGCUGCUGGCCUGGUUCGAUCUGCGCCACCACUACGUCCUGGUCCUGGAGCGGCCCCAGCCCUGCCUGGACCUGUACGAGUUCAGCCUGGAGCAGGGCGGCCAGCUGGACGAGCCGCUGGCGCGCGGUGUCCUGCGCCAGCUGCUGCAGGCCCUGCGGCACUGCCAGGCCCGCGGCGUGCUGCACCGCGACAUCAAGCCCGAGAACAUCCUGGUGCAGACGGACAGCCAGCAGGUCAAGCUCAUCGACUUCGGCUGCGGCGACCUGCUGCAGGACUGUAGCUACAAGGAGUUCGCAGGGACAGAGGAAUAUGCCCCCCCAGAGUGGGUGCUGGAGGGGCAGUACCAGGCAGCGCCCCUGACAGUCUGGUCUCUGGGGGUGCUGCUAUUCAACAUGGUCUGUGGGCACGACCCCUUCAAAAACGAAUUAAAAAUCUUGGAGGGGCGUCUGCGCUUUAGAAGAGGCAUUUCUGUAGGCUGCCGCAACCUGAUUCGCUGGUGCCUGAGUGUGAAACCUGAGAAACGGCCAACCCUGGAGCAGAUCCUGCUCCACCCC